Messenger RNA from Quercus lobata, 741 nucleotides. RefSeq lists its product as uncharacterized. The record is from RefSeq and is a predicted model, not a curated record. The transcript has 2 exons. The coding region runs from base 1 to 741 and encodes 246 amino acids. Lineage: Eukaryota; Viridiplantae; Streptophyta; Magnoliopsida; Fagales; Fagaceae.
AUGUUCAAUGAGAUCGAUGGGGACCUUGAUGACAUGGCCAUAAGGACUUUUAAGGUCGGCCUGCCUACUGAGCACGAUUUGAGAAAGUCCUUGACCAAGAAGCCGGUAAAGAGUGUGAGUCGGCUUAUGGAUCAUAUUAAUGAAUACAAGUGGAUUGAGGAAGACCAGCAGCAAAGGAAGGGAAAGGAUAAGAAGCGAGGGCAUAACACCGAGGACUAUAGAACUCUAUGGAACCAUCUAGAGCAACUAGUUAGAGAUGGAAGGUUACAACAGUUUUUGUAUCGGCCCAAUGGGCAAAGAGACCAAGCAAGGUCAGGGGCUCAGGAGAAUGCUUCUUCGAGGCCCCCUUUGGGCACAAUUAAUGUCAUUUUUGUUGCUCCUAGGAGAACUAGUUCUCAUCCCUCAAAGGUGAUAUUUGUAGCUCGGCUACCCAUCGAGAACUCUAAUUCUGAGCCGAAAAGGGCUAGAGUGAAAAUCCGACCGGUGUUGAGUUUCCCGGACGAGGACAAGAUUGGAAUCAUACGGCCACACAAUGAUGCUUUAGUGGUCACCCUCAAGAUAGGAGGGUAUGAUGUGAAAAGGGUGUUGGUAGACCAAGGCAGUGGUGCAGAGAUUAUGUACCCUGACUUGUACAGAGGGCUAAACUUGAAGUCUGAGGAUUUAACAACCUAUGAUUCACCUUUGGCAAGUUUUGAUGGGAAAGUUGUCAUCCCAAAGGGUCAAAUUAGAUUGCCCAUAUAA